This is a messenger RNA of Clupea harengus (Atlantic herring), 2630 nucleotides long. It is a transcript of the gene grpel1, whose product is annotated as GrpE like 1, mitochondrial. Gene Ontology annotation, biological process: protein folding; protein import into mitochondrial matrix. Gene Ontology annotation, molecular function: protein-folding chaperone binding; protein homodimerization activity; adenyl-nucleotide exchange factor activity. Gene Ontology annotation, cellular component: PAM complex, Tim23 associated import motor. The record is from RefSeq and is a predicted model, not a curated record. NCBI's taxonomy places the organism in Eukaryota, Metazoa, Chordata, Actinopteri, Clupeiformes, Clupeidae.
AUUACACGGGCACUGUAGAUUGCAUUACUUUGUCCUCCAGCAUGUUUCAUCACUGAUCAUGGCGAGCUGGUGUGUACGUGCUGUAAGACAGAGCUACACUAUUGUAGCAUCUCCUUCACUCGUUAGGGCGACUCCGCGGUUACUAUGCACAGCAACCCAGCAGAAGAGCCCGGGGUCUGGCUCGGAGGAGGAGAACGGGCCACAGAAGCCCGAGCAGAGCUCAGCAGAGAAGGCCCUGACUGAGGAGAAGGCACAACUGGAGGAACAAGUCAAAGAACUCACAGACAAAUACAAGCGGGCACUGGCAGACACAGAGAACCUGAGACGGAGGAGUCAGAAGAUGGUGGAGGACGCAAAGAUGUAUGGAAUCCAGGGCUUCUGCAAAGAUCUUCUAGAGGUGGCAGACAUUUUGGAAAAGGCAACGGAGUGCGUGCCCAAGGAGGCGGUGACCUCAGAGAACCCCCACUUGAAGAACCUUUACGACGGGCUGGUGAUGACCGAUGGCCAGAUGCAGAAGGUGUUCACCAAACACAGCCUGGUCAAGAUCAACCCAGAUGGCCAAAAGUUUGACCCCUACGAGCACGAAGCUCUUUUCCAUGCGCCAAUCCCAGGCAAGGAGCCAGGCACAGUUGCCGCGGUCACCAAAGUUGGCUACAAGCUGCAUGGACGCACCCUCCGACCAGCUUUGGUGGGCGUGGUCAAAGCACCCUAGGCACUGGGCAUCAGUUUUGUGGGGACAUCCUGUUAUUUGGGCAACGAAUCUGUUUGGGCUCCUGAAGAAGGGCAUUAUAUGGGAGUCCUUCAAUGGUGCCUGAGAGAAGUGGAGAAAACAUUUAAAACACAGAAUCAAACUGACAGCACAUCUCUGGACCUCACUUAGUGUUGAAGAGUUAAUGUAAAAGAUGGGGAGGGAGGGAGGGCGGAAAAAGCACUUCAUGUCAGUGUAGAAUCAGGCUUUCUCGACCCGUCUCGACUUCUGUCUGUCAUCCUCAGUCAAUAGAACGAAACUAGACAUUUGUUUUCUUCCAGUGUUCUGAAAAGCUAAGCUUAUGUUAAUCAUAAUAAUGUACCCUAAAUGUUAUCAGUCCCCUACGUUAUAUAUCAUUGCCUGCAGUUAUGGAGAACCUCCCGGUUUAACAGAGUGGAGUUGUUAUGAAGACCUUGGUAGAAACUCUUAGUGAAGUUAGUUACCAGUUACAGCAAAUCAGUGUACUAUGCACACUGGUUUAGUCUUCUUAUACAGAAGUAUGUCAUAGGGUUCAGCUCUGUCUCCCAUUAUGGCCAUAGUCUCAACACAAAAUUUCAGAGAGUUGAUUGUAGGUCCUGUUACUACUAACUCUUCACAGCUGGCUAACUUCAACUUUUGUUAAUAAUUGCUCCACACCUUUAUGAACUGUGAAAAUGAAGGAAGAUUCAGUUGUCCCAGAUUGCAGUGGUGCAGUUUAAUCAGUGGGCAGGUGGUGUAUUGGCAUAGUAUUUUACAGAGGAUGUUUAAUGUGUAAUGAAACCUUUUCAUAAUAAAACCCUCUGAAGGAGAUAGGUUGUGGUUUUAGUUUUUGGACAGCAUCUCUAAGACCUGAGGUUUGUUGAGCUCUUCAAGGUCGUAUGACCAUCCGACUGCAGAUCAACUGUGGGUCCAAAGCUUUUUAAGGCCAAUUUUGGAGUCCCUGAAAUUCUCACUAUGCUGUGUUUCUAUCCAUUUAGAAAUCAUGUUGUAAAGUGCUAGAUUAUUUAGUCCACACCAAAUUACAAAGUUAGAUGAAUAACAACCCUCAUUUAGAUUGUCUUUAACUCAGUUGCCUGGCUGACUCAUAAAAAGAAAGAGAGAAAAGUGAAAUAACCCCCAGAUUCUUAGGACUUGGGAUCAUGUUUCAUGAUAUUCAUACAUACUUUCAGGGAAAUUAACUAUUGCUGUUAGUUUCUGUCAAGUGUAAAUUAUGACAAUUCAUGUUAAGAUCACUGGCCCUUUCCAACUGGAAAAAUAACAGCGCCACAAUGCUAUCUGUCACUUAGAAUCCAACAUGAUUUUUGAGGUCAUGGUAAAUAAUCUGAAAGAUACCAUCUGACCGCCAUAACCAACCCCAAAAAUGUAAUUCAAUGAAAGCCAAUAUUUUAACACUUUAGAAAAAGCAAAACCAUUAGUGUCUUACUACAAAGAUGAAAAAAUGAAAUGAAAGGUUUCAUUGUACUAACACUAGCAUCCAGUAUACAGUAACAGCUUUUAUCGCUUGUAACUUCUAGCACUCAUCUGCAUUUCACAUUCAUGAAAUUAAUGUAUUUAAUUUUCAGUCAUGAAUGUUGCAUCACAACAAGCAACCUUUUCGGGAAACAUUCCAAUACUUGUAUAUACACUUAAAUACAGUGAACAACUUCCUGUAACUUCUCAACCAUAGGCCUGCCACCACAACCACCAUCAUCACAAUUACAUCAUUUAUUUUAAGUGCCCCAAGUUCUCUAAUGAUUGCUUGUUCUAGUAUUUUCCUUAUCUUUAAUGGAUUCUGAAGGUGUACACAUGACCUCGAGAUGGGAUUGUUUGCUAUUCCAUAAAUGGUAUGUACUGAAAAUUAAAUAUGUAUGUACUUGUGAUGAAACAAGAAAAGUCUAUUAAAAUAAAACUGAAUAUUUCCUGA